AUGAUUAUAGAUCAUACGUGUAUCAACGUAGAUCUGGCAAGAUAUUUGAAGGCCAGAAUACAUCGUAGGAAGUGUAUACUGAGGUACUCCGUAGAUGAGUGGAACCCCUGUGAUUCGCCCGAUGGCAACCGACCCCUCCAAACUUUUUUUCUCUCACUCUCUCUAAACAUUUCGCGCCGCCAACUAUUUUUGAUACUCUUACGAUAA
This is a messenger RNA of Penicillium expansum, 207 nucleotides long. RefSeq lists its product as uncharacterized. The transcript has 2 exons. The coding region runs from base 1 to 207 and encodes 68 amino acids. NCBI's taxonomy places the organism in Eukaryota, Fungi, Ascomycota, Eurotiomycetes, Eurotiales, Aspergillaceae. The record is from RefSeq and is a predicted model, not a curated record.